GCGCGUCCGGUCACGUGGUUCCGCCGCGCGUGGCCGCCAGCGGCGCCGGGGCCGGGUCGGGGUCGAGGCCGAGGCCGGGAACGAGCUCCGGUCCGGGAUGUUCCGCAUCGAGGGGCUGGGGCCCAAGAUGGACCCGGAGGAGCUGCGGCGGAAGAUGCGCCGCGACGUGCUCUCCUCCGUCCGCAACUUCCUCAUCUACGUCGCACUGCUGCGGAUCACUCCGUUCAUCCUGAAGAAGCUGGACAGUAUAUGAGCCCUGGGGGCCGGCGGGAUGCCCUGCAGCUGCUGUCCCCGGCGCCGGGCCCUCGCGGUGAGACGCAGCCAGCGCCGCAUGCUGCCGCCCGUGUCCCCUCGGCGCGGCCCCGCGGGGCAGCGCGGCGGUGCGGGCACGCCGGGCCGGACGGAGCGCUCCCUGUGCUGUGAACAAAGCCCCUGCCCUCCCCGCACGCUGCGGCUGCCCAGCUCACCCGGCCGUCCGUGUGCACGCCCUGCACGCAGCUCACAGCGGUGCGAUUGAAAUAAACGGGAGAGCAGCUGUGUCGCGGC
Molecule: messenger RNA, 546 nt
Organism: Pyrgilauda ruficollis (rufous-necked snowfinch)
Lineage: Eukaryota; Metazoa; Chordata; Aves; Passeriformes; Passeridae
Gene: TOMM5
Product: translocase of outer mitochondrial membrane 5
Exons: 2
Coding region: 98-253 (51 amino acids)
Cellular component (GO): mitochondrial outer membrane translocase complex
Source: RefSeq, a predicted model, not a curated record